This is a messenger RNA of Fusarium vanettenii 77-13-4, 540 nucleotides long. RefSeq lists its product as uncharacterized. Lineage: Eukaryota; Fungi; Ascomycota; Sordariomycetes; Hypocreales; Nectriaceae. The transcript has 3 exons. The record is from RefSeq and is a predicted model, not a curated record. The coding region runs from base 1 to 540 and encodes 179 amino acids.
AUGAACGGCACAGAAUCUCCCGAAUCCCAGAAGCCACCGCCUUCCUCGGCCGGAACCAAUGGACAUGCCAGCACCAACAGCAGUCUUGCCGCCAAGAAGCGCAAGAAGGACGGCCUGAAGCCCAUCAUCACCAUGGAAGGGGCAAGUCCUCACCCAGCGAUUGGCCAAGCACCAUUCCAGCGGCUUGUCCGAGGACGGUCAGCGGCGACACAUGGCGCGGUAUUGCAUCACAUUACAGAAGACGGCAGCGGGCAGCGAAGCAGGUUGAAACGAGUGUGGACACUGCUCACUCAACCACUGGCUCCCCCCGCCAACGAUGGCUGGGAUUCAGGAGCUUGGGACUCUCACCCGAGGCAUGUCCCAUGGGUCUGGUGGUUGGCGAUGGUGCAGGAUGCGAAUGUGAUGGUCUGGCAUAGCCAAGGUGGUGGUGCUCAUGCCCGUUACCACCUGACUGACCGGUGCCGUCACUCUGCGUUCUGCCAUGCCGCUGCUUGCUCCCUUGUCUUUGCCGGCUUCUCGGUGGCGGGCUGGACUCUUUGA